CAAAGGAAUCUCGGUGGAACGAUGACGAUAUAACACUACCACAUCACUUGCUUACACUUCCUGUUUCACUGCAGUGAAGAAGAAAAUAAUUUUAUCAAAAAGAAAUGGAUACGAAAUUACGGGGUUUUGUUCUCUCUGUAUAUAUCGUCUUUGGCCUCCCUGUAAUCACAGCUCACAAUGACCCUUCAAAUAAAAUCAUGGAGGAUUUUUCUGGGUACCCAAUUCAUGAACCGCAGUCCCAAGAUUCCCUAUUAUCACUUUCAGUUGACUCUGAAGGCCUUCAGAAGCAGAUUGAUGAGUUAUCCACUUUGUCGGAAACACCGGCGCCAUCGGUUACUAGGAUUCUUUACAGUGAGAAAGAUGUAUUGGCAAGGAGGUUCAUUAAAAAUCUAAUGGGCCUUUCUGGUCUCUCAGUCAGAGAGGAUGCUGUCGGGAACAUAUUUGGUCGAUGGGAUGGGGACGAGCCUGAGCUAGCACCAGUUUCUACAGGUUCUCACAUAGAUGCUAUACCAUACUCUGGAAAAUAUGAUGGAGUAAUUGGUGUAUUGGGCGCCAUAGAAGCCAUUAAUGUUUUAAAGCGGUCUGGCUUUAAACCUAAAAGGUCCCUGGAAGUGAUCAUGUUCACAUCAGAGGAGCCUACACGUUUUGGAAUUAGCUGCCUGGGCAGCCGCUUAUUGGCAGGAAGUAAAGAACUAGCUGAACUUCUCAAGAAAACAGUAGAUAGUCAAAAUAUAUCCUUUUUUGAUGCUGCAAGAUUUGCAGGAUAUGCAAACCAUCUACAGGACUUAACCAGCGUGUUUCUGGAGAAAGGUAGUUAUUCUGCUUUCAUAGAGUUGCACAUAGAGCAAGGUCCAAUACUUGAAGAGGAAGCCACAUCUAUUGGUGUGGUUACGGCCAUUGCUGCUCCGGCAAGCAUCAAAGUGGACUUUGAAGGCAGUGGAGGCCAUGCAGGAGCAGUCUUGAUGCCUAUGAGAAAUGAUGCAGGACUGGCUGCUGCAGAGUUGGCUCUUGCUGUUGAGAAAUUUGUAUUAGAAUCUGGAUCCAUCGACACUGUCGGAACAGUUGGUAAGGAACUUCUUUGCACUUGUUUAUAAAUUAUGGUUCUAUAUCAUCAAUUCUUGGUCAACGGGAAAUAUAGACUUUUAAGCAUGGGAUGGUGAAUUUUGCAUACGUUGAUUCAUGCAAUUUACAGGUCUAAAUCUGUAGAAUAUCGUUGCACAUUCUAGGUUGUUGACUGUGUUUUAAUAUUCUAGGAGUAUAUGGGGCAUUCAUAUUUUGCAUUAGUUCACCCUAAUUUCCUCCGAUACAUUAAGGAAUUGAGGGGUACAUUAUUUUUAGAGAUAAACUCAGGAGCGUGAAGAAAGCCUGCAACAGGAGUGGAUGCAGCUUUUACACUUGGGGUGG
Molecule: messenger RNA, 1404 nt
Organism: Olea europaea var. sylvestris
Lineage: Eukaryota; Viridiplantae; Streptophyta; Magnoliopsida; Lamiales; Oleaceae
Product: ureidoglycolate hydrolase
Exons: 8
Coding region: 105-1094 (329 amino acids)
Molecular function (GO): hydrolase activity, acting on carbon-nitrogen (but not peptide) bonds, in linear amidines
Source: RefSeq, a predicted model, not a curated record